Durotheca rogersii is the source of this 2060-nucleotide messenger RNA. RefSeq lists its product as uncharacterized. The coding region runs from base 271 to 1650 and encodes 459 amino acids. The record is from RefSeq and is a predicted model, not a curated record. The transcript has 2 exons. Gene Ontology annotation, molecular function: FAD binding. Gene Ontology annotation, biological process: secondary metabolite biosynthetic process. Lineage: Eukaryota; Fungi; Ascomycota; Sordariomycetes; Xylariales; Xylariaceae.
CUGUCCUCCGUCGGUGUUCCGGCGCAUCUCCCCAAACCAAGGCCGACGCCCCCAAUAAGCAAGCCACUCGUUGGAGUGUUGUCUCACUGAUCCCGUCACAUUAGGGCGACGAACAGUGACGAAGCCGUCGAUUUUACCCUCCUCAACCCCUCCCAGUUUCACACCGAGAAUUCCCUUCCGUCUCAAUCGUGCGCCUGUUCUCUCCAGCGCGUACUACAUAUCUCCACAAGAGCGCCUCUCCAAUCCGAGCCCGCGCGUAAGGCCAACACAAUGACCACCCUCGCAACGCCGGUUACUGGUAGGUCCAGCCGUGUCCGCGUUGCCAUCGUCGGCGGCGGGAUCACGGGCGUCAUGCUGGCGAUGGCGCUGCAGAAGCGCGGCGUCGACUUCGUGCUGUACGAGCGGGCCGCCGGCUUCGGCGAGAUCGGCGCGGGCAUCGGGUUCAGCCCGAACGCGGAGCGCGCGCUGGGCCUCGUGGACCCGGCCGCGCACGCCGCGUACUGGGCCGUCGCCGCCCCAGGCCCCGAGGCCGAGUACUUCCGCUGGGUUGACGGCCGCGGCUCCGACGCCGUCGUCGCGAGCCUGCUCAUCGGCGUCGCCCGCUUCCAGGGCGGCCGCCGCUGCGACUUCCUCGACGCCUGGGCCCGGCUCGUCGACCCCCGCCGCGUCGCCUUCCGCCGCGAGCUCGUGUCCUUGGAGCGCCAGGCCGGCGGCGGCGUCAGCCUGGGCUUUGCCGACGGCAGCCGGGAGGACGCGGAUAUAGUCAUCGGCUGCGACGGGAUCCGGUCGCGCGUCCGGCAGCUCAUCCUCGGCGAGGCGAAUCCGGCGUCGCACCCGCGCUACACGCACAAAUACUGCUUCCGGACGCUGGUGCCGAUGGACCGGGCGCGCGCCGCGCUCGGCGCCGAGCGCACGUCCACGCGCUUCAUGUACAACGGGCCGGACGCGCACUGCGUCACAUACCCGGUGGCUCGGGGGGCCUUCCUCAACGUGCUGCUGGUCAUCAGCGACGCGGAGCCGUGGGGCGGGCGCGAGAGUGGGGCCCAGGCGGCGACGAUGACCGCCGUCGGGCGCAAGGACGAGGCGGUGCGCGCGUUCGCCGCCUGGCACCCGCGCGUCCGGGCGCUCGUAGACCUGCUGCCCGACGACGAGCCGCUGCAGAAGUGGGCCCUCUUCGACAUGUACGAGAACCCGGCGCCGCGGUACCACGACGGCGAGGGCGAGGGCGAGGGCGAGGGCGCGUGGGCCGUGGCCGCGGUCGCCGGCGACGCGGCGCACGCGGCGGGCCCGCACCUCGGGGCCGGGGCGGGGAUGGGCGUCGAGGACGCGCUCGUGCUGGCGACGGUGCUCGCGGCGGUCGACGCGCGCCUCGCGGACCCCGCGGCGCACAAGGCGCGGCUGUGCGGCGCGGCGCUCGCGGCCUACGACGCGCUGCGCCGCGAGCGCACGCAGUGGCUCGUCGGCGCCACGCGCGAGGUCGGCGCGCUGUUCCAGUGGCAGGACCCCGGGGGCGCGGUGCGCGGCGGCGCGGGCGACGCCGACGCGUUCCUGCGCGAGGUCGGGGACAGAUUUCAUCGCAUCUGGGACUAUGACGUCGAGGCCAUGGUGGAGGAGGCGCGGGGGGAAUUUGAGAGGAGGGUCGCCGGGUAGGUGGGUGGCGGUGGAGGACGACGACGGGCGAGAGAUGGAGAAAGAUAAAGGGGGGUGGGGGAGGCGUGGAGAAUUAGGGGUAAGGGGUUAUAGAGAGCUAUACCUAGGUUUAAUAGUUCUCGAAAACGGGGUGUAGGGUUACGUAGAUAGGCUUACCAUCCCACCCACAUAUUGGAUACUUUCGCCCUAUGGAUCAUUAUAUGGUAGUAACAUAGGGGGGGGCUGGCGUGUUUGUUGAGAUACAUGAGGGUCAACGGGGGGUCAACGGGGGCUCGAGGGGAGCAGCUGAAACGGACGUAUAAUUGGAAAGUCGACGUGCUGUUCAUUAUUAUUAUUGUUUAAUAUCUGUUAUUUUGUGCUAUUUAGCUGAGGUCCUGCCCUGCUUCCACACCCCCCUUGUUCCUUUGCAC